AUGGACUUUCUGACGCUGCUCUUGAUUUAUUUGUGUUUUGUCCUCGCUGCUGUCGCUCUGCUCUGCAUCUGCUCGGGAAGGAAGGAGAGUUUCCUCGCCAGAAGGGUCAGCGGUGCAAGCCAGGUGUUGUCAUGUGUAAUCCCCACACAGCUCCGGAGGGUGACACACGGGGCGCUUCACAGGCUGUUCCACACAAGGAGCCGUUUGUUUGUUGUCCUGCACAUCGCCCUGCAGGCUGCGGUGUUUGGGGAAUACACCUGGGAAGUGUUCGUUUACUGCUGGGAGCUGCAGUUCCACCUCCUGCUGCUGCUGCUGCCCUACCUGCUGCUGGCUGCCAACUUGGGCUGCUUCCUCCUCUGCUCCCAGGCCAACCCUGGUGUAAUAACAAAAUCAAAUCAUGCAUCACUGGUUCAGGUUUACGCGUAUGAUGGUGUAUUAUUUCAGAAGGGCAUCGUGUGUCCUACGUGCAACGUGGAGAAGCCAGCCAGAUCAAAACAUUGCAGUUUCUGCAGCGUCUGCGUGCAUCGUUUCGAUCACCACUGCGUGUGGGUCAACAACUGCAUCGGUGCCUUCAAUGCUGGGUAUUUCUUCCUGUACCUCUUCACGCUGACUGCCGUGGCCGCAGCCGUUGCCAGCAUCACAGCGGCGCUGCUCGUCCACGUGGUGCUGCUGUCAAACCUGAUGCAGGGCAGUUACCUCGAUGACCAAGGGCAAGAGCACGCCGUGGAGAUUCUCUUCCUCGUUCAGCACCUUUUCUUGACUUUCCCCAGGAUUGUCUUCAUGCUUGGUUUUGUUACUCUCCUCACGCUCGUGCUGGGUGCGUACAGCAGCUUCACGCUGUACUUGGCCUUAACCAACCAAACGUCCAACGAGUGGUAUAAAUCCCGGCGAUACGGGUGCUCCCCCCACCUAACAGCGCAGCCUCGUGCCAGCCGAGUCGCCUACAGAAACGUUUAUUCUAAAGGAGUCUGGAAGAAUUUAAAGGAAAUCUUUAAGCCUCCUACAGUGUUGGAAAGCAAAAAGAAAACAUGA
Mesitornis unicolor (brown roatelo) is the source of this 1032-nucleotide messenger RNA. It is a transcript of the gene ZDHHC4, whose product is annotated as zinc finger, DHHC-type containing 4. The transcript has 6 exons. Gene Ontology annotation, molecular function: protein-cysteine S-palmitoyltransferase activity. Lineage: Eukaryota; Metazoa; Chordata; Aves; Mesitornithiformes; Mesitornithidae. Gene Ontology annotation, biological process: protein targeting to membrane; peptidyl-L-cysteine S-palmitoylation. The record is from RefSeq and is a predicted model, not a curated record. Gene Ontology annotation, cellular component: endoplasmic reticulum; Golgi apparatus. The coding region runs from base 1 to 1032 and encodes 343 amino acids.